Molecule: messenger RNA, 1062 nt
Organism: Penicillium alfredii
Lineage: Eukaryota; Fungi; Ascomycota; Eurotiomycetes; Eurotiales; Aspergillaceae
Product: nitronate monooxygenase
Exons: 1
Coding region: 1-1062 (353 amino acids)
Molecular function (GO): nitronate monooxygenase activity
Source: RefSeq, a predicted model, not a curated record
AUGGCCACCAAACUGCUGUCGCAAUACCCCUGGGCAUCCAGCCCGUUUGUGGUCAGCGCCCCGAUGCGGGUUAUGUCCGGCCCAGCCCUGGCAGUCGCCGUUUCGCACGCCGGCGGGCUGGGAUUCAUCGGCCCGGGAGUUCAGACACAAAACACAAGUGUUGACCUCGAGGAAGCAUCAUCAAUGAUCCGCAAGGACCCUGGUUCAUCCAGCUUUAACACCCAGUCCAUCCCAAACAAACUCUUACCCGUCGGGGUGGGCUAUCAGCUCUGGGGCGACGAUAUUAACAUUGCAACAGCCACCAUUGCAAAGUUCAAACCAUGCGCCGCCUGGCUGUACGCUCCCCGCCACGGCCCUGCAGAGUUCGACGAGUGGUCUCGCAAAAUCCGACACGCCUCGCCUGGCACCCAGAUCUGGAUCCAGAUCGGCACGCUCGGCGAAGCAAAGCAGCUGCUUGUGAACUCGCAGCGACCAGACGUUGUCGUCGUGCAAGGAGCAGAGUCUGGCGGUCACGGUCGGGCUAAAGAUGGCAUGGGGCUUAUGACGCUGUUUCCCGAGGUGGCGGACGCGAUGGCAGGCAGUAAGAUCCCAUUACUUGCGGCUGGGGGCAUCGCAGAUGGGAGGGGCGUCGCGGCGGCAUUGUGUCUGGGGGCGUCGGGCGUGGUGAUGGGGACACGGUUCCUGGCUGCGCAUGAAGCUCGCAUUAGCCGCGGGUAUCAAAACGAAGUUGUGCGGGCGUCGGAUGGUGCAGCUACGACUACACGCACGUUGCUGUACAACCACCUCAGGGGGACUUUUGGAUGGCCGGAGGAGUACAGUCCUCGAACCAUUGUCAAUCAGUCUUUUGUGGAGCACCAGGCAGGGAGACCCUUUGCAGAACUUCAACAACUCCAUGAUGAGGCCUCCAAGGCUGGGGAUGGGGGCUGGGGGCCACAGGGCAGACUGGCAACCUAUGCUGGGGCAUCCGUUGGGCUGAUUCAUGAUGUGAAAUAUGCAGCGGAGAUUGUCCGUGACGCCCAAGAUGAGACACGCAAGAUCAUCCACGCGUUGGGGGCAGCAUAG